GGUUGGGGUUUGAGAGGCAUUACUUUUUAUCUACCUCGCUUGCCGUCGUGCCUUAUCGGUUCUUUUUCUUUCUCUUCCAAAAAAAAAAAAAAAAUCUUCUCUUCCAUUACUCCUUCCACUGAAAGAGAGAAGAACCCUAAUUUUUUGGCUGCAAAAUGUCGGGGAAGGGAGCCAAGGGUCUGAUAAUGGGCAAAUCUGCCUCCAACAACAAGGACAAAGAUAAAAAGAAACCCGUCUCUCGCUCUUCCCGCGCUGGUCUCCAGUUUCCAGUGGGAAGGGUCCACAGGCAACUAAAGUCAAGGGUUGCUGCAAAUGGACGGGUCGGGGCUACAGCAGCCGUAUACACAGCAGCAAUCUUGGAGUACCUGACUGCAGAAGUGUUGGAGCUGGCCGGGAACGCAAGCAAGGAUCUGAAGGUGAAACGUAUAACACCAAGGCAUUUGCAGCUUGCAAUCAGAGGAGAUGAAGAGCUGGACACACUGAUUAAAGGAACCAUUGCUGGUGGAGGAGUGAUCCCCCACAUCCACAAGUCACUUAUUAACAAAUCCUCCAAGGAAUAGGCUGUCUGUUUUAUCUUCAUCUUACAGUUUAGUUGAGCGGUUGUCAUAAUGCUCAGUCAUGUUAUUGUCUGGUCUAAUCUAGUAGUGUCAUAUUAUCAAAUUCUACUUUUGUGAUGAUUACUUAUCCAUUUAGUAGUAGGGGGAGGAGAUAAGAAGAUAUUGCUCGUUUUGUAAGUUUAAUCUUUUUCAUUUUUCUGGGUUGCUUUGACACUGUCCAAUUCCAAUUUACUUACCGCCAAUGUAAUUGAUGACUUUGCAUUA
Messenger RNA from Benincasa hispida (wax gourd), 821 nucleotides. It is a transcript of the gene HTA9, whose product is annotated as histone H2A protein 9. The record is from RefSeq and is a predicted model, not a curated record. NCBI's taxonomy places the organism in Eukaryota, Viridiplantae, Streptophyta, Magnoliopsida, Cucurbitales, Cucurbitaceae. Gene Ontology annotation, cellular component: nucleosome. Gene Ontology annotation, molecular function: protein heterodimerization activity; structural constituent of chromatin; DNA binding.